Sorex araneus (European shrew) is the source of this 351-nucleotide messenger RNA. RefSeq names its product developmental pluripotency associated 5 (gene DPPA5). Gene Ontology annotation, cellular component: cytoplasm. The transcript is spliced from 3 exons. Bases 1 to 351 code for a protein of 116 amino acids. Gene Ontology annotation, molecular function: mRNA binding. Gene Ontology annotation, biological process: regulation of gene expression. NCBI's taxonomy places the organism in Eukaryota, Metazoa, Chordata, Mammalia, Eulipotyphla, Soricidae. The record is from RefSeq and is a predicted model, not a curated record.
AUGGGAACACUGCCGCAACGGAAGGAUAUCCCCCCCUGGGUGAAGCCUCCCGAAGACCUGAAAGAUCCGGAGGUGUUCCAGGUUGAGACGCGGUUGCUGGAAGCCAUAUUGGGGCCCCGCGGCCGCGGGAUCGCCUACUUCGAGCAAGUGAGCAAAGUCAUGCUCGAGCUGAAGGUUCUGGAAUCCUCCGACCUCACCGAGGUGGUGGUUUACGGCUCCUACUUGUACAAGCUGCGGACCAGGUGGAUGCUGCAAUCUCUGGCUGAGUGGCACCGCCAGCGACAGCAGAGAGGGAUUCUCAGACUGGAGGAAGCCAUGCACGCUCUGGGACUAGAGCCUGAGAUGAAGUGA